AUUCGAUUUUAUUUACAAAUCAGAACCGGAAGUACCAUGUGGUAAACAUUGAAUGAGAAGUGAACUAAGAUUAAGAAAGAAACUGAAGAUAAAGUUUUAAGUGAGAAGAAUGUCCAGAGGAGGAUUCAGGAGUAACUAUGGAGGGGGCGGGAGAGGGGGAGGUGGCGGCUUUAGAGGAGGAGGAGGAAGAGGGGGAGGAUUCCGCGGGGGUGGAGGAGGCAGAGGUGGGAGAGGAGGAUAUGGAAACAAAUUUGACCAAGGCCCUCCAGAAACAGUGAAAGAGCUGGGGGAGUAUGUCCACCCGUGUGAAGACGACCUGGUCUGUGUCAGCACUAUAGAGGACGUUCCACAUUUCAAUGCUCCUAUCUUUCUAGAAAACAAACAACAAAUUGGAAAAGUGGAUGAAAUCUUUGGUUCCAUUAGAAAUUUUUAUUUCUCUGUAAAAUUAUCAGAAAAUAUGAAAGCAAAAUCUUUUUCCAAAAGCACAAAGUUAUUUAUAGAUCCGUACAAGCUGUUACCACUCCAGAGAUUCCUGCCAAAGCCCCCGGGGUCAGGAGGGGGGCGGGGUAGAGGGGGAGGGAGAGGUGGAGGACGCGGUGGGGGCAGAGGACGAGGAGGUGGCCGAGGCGGCGGCGGUGGUUUCCGGGGUCGCGGUGGAGGUGGAGGGUUCAGAGGUCGUGGGGGAGGGGGCAGGGGUCGAGGGGGAUUUAGGGGGAGGUAACCUCAGCUGUGGACUUCCAGGAAAUGUACAUCAAGAUUUAUAUGAAGACCUCAUUAAUCAUGUCAUAGAGACAGUUUUCUCAAAUGGUCUGAUGUGUUCAUUUGUUAAAAUACAUGUACAUGAUGAUUUUCAUGUAACUGUUUCUUUUAUAUUUUCUGAAACAUGUUUUAUAAUAAAUAGUGAUACAUACCCUC
Molecule: messenger RNA, 915 nt
Organism: Saccostrea cuccullata (small rock oyster)
Lineage: Eukaryota; Metazoa; Mollusca; Bivalvia; Ostreida; Ostreidae
Product: H/ACA ribonucleoprotein complex subunit 1-like
Exons: 7
Coding region: 110-721 (203 amino acids)
Biological process (GO): ribosome biogenesis; snoRNA guided rRNA pseudouridine synthesis
Cellular component (GO): box H/ACA snoRNP complex
Molecular function (GO): box H/ACA snoRNA binding
Source: RefSeq, a predicted model, not a curated record